AGCUCAUUUAGAAAAGGAUGAAGACCAUUUUGGAAGAAGGAAAACACCCUUACUGAGAAUUGCAGCAAAUAAGCAAACGAGGUGUCUUCAGGAUGAUCUUAUUACAUCAAAUGCUACAUUUCAUUUUCUUUGUCUCAGUUUCUGGUGAAUGUAUGACUGAGCUGUUCAAAGACACCUCCUUUCAAGGAGGAGACAUUCAUACUGUUUUUACACCAAGUGCCGAGUACUGCCAAAUGGUCUGUACCCACCAUCCAAGAUGCUUGAUCUUCACUUUUAUGGCUGAAUCAUCAUCUGAAGAUUCUUCCAAAUGGUUUGUUUGCAUUCUGAAAGACAGUGUCACAGAAACACUGCCAAGGGUGAAUAUGACAGGAGCAAUUUCUGGGUAUUCUUUCAAGAAAUGUUCACACCAACUAAGUGCUUGCAGCAAAGAUAUUUAUGUGGAUCUAGACAUGAAGGGCAUGAACUACAAUAGUUCUCUUGCCAAGAAUGCUCAGGAAUGCCAAGAGAGGUGCACGGAUGACAUCCAUUGUCACUUUUUCACAUAUGCAACAAAGCAUUUUCCCAGCAUAGAGCAUCGUAACAUUUGUCUAUUGAAGUACACCCAAACAGGGACACCAACCGGAAUAAUGAAACUCAAUAAUGUGGUUUCUGGAUUUUCAUUAAAAUACUGUGCUCUUUCUAACCUAGCCUGUAUUAGGGACAUUUUCCCUAGUACAGUGUUUGCAGACAGUAACAUUGACAGUGUUUUGGCUCCGGAUGCUUUUGUCUGUCGCCGCAUUUGUACUCAUCACCCCAAUUGCUUAUUUUUUACCUUCUUUUCCAAAGAAUGGCAAAAAGAAUCUCAAAGAAAUCUCUGUCUUCUUAAAACAUCUGAAAGUGGAUUACCAAGUAUACGCAUUAAAAAGAACAAUGCCCUUUCUGGUUUCAGUCUACAGAACUGCAGGCACAGCAUCCCAGUAUUCUGUCAUUCUUCAUUUUACCAUGACACUGAUUUCUUGGGAGAAGAACUGGACAUCGUUGAUGUGAAAGGUCAUGAGGUCUGCCAGAAACUGUGCACCAGCUCCAUCCGCUGCCAGUUUUUUACCUAUUCCCAAUCUCAAGAAUCUUACAAGGAAAGGAAGGGUAAAUGUUACUUGAAACUUUCCUCAAAUGGAUCUCCAACAAAAAUACUUCAUGGAAGAGGAGGCAUCUCUGGAUAUACAUUAAGGUUAUGUAAAAUGGAUAAUGUGUGCACAACCAAAAUCAAGCCUAGAAUUAUUGGAGGAAGUCCAUCUGUUCAUGGUGAGUGGCCGUGGCAGGUAACUCUGCACAUCACCUCCCCCAUGCAGAGACACCUGUGUGGAGGCUCCAUCAUUGGAAACCAGUGGAUAUUAACAGCUGCUCAUUGUUUCUCUGAGGUGGAAUCACCUAAAAUAUUGCGUGUCUAUGGUGGCAUUGUAAAUCAAUCUGAAAUAAAUGAAGAUACAUUUUUCUUUGGGGUUCAAGAAAUAAUAAUUCAUGAUAAAUAUAAAAUGGCAGAAAGUGGGUAUGACAUUGCCUUAUUGAAACUGGAAACAAUCAUGAAUUAUACAGAUUCUCAACGACCCAUAUGCUUACCAUCCAAAGGAGAUAGAAAUAUAAUAUAUACUGACUGCUGGGUGACUGGAUGGGGAUACAGAAAGUUAAGAGGUAAAACCCAAAACACUCUCCAGAAAGCCGAGAUACCCUUGGUAUCAAAUGAAGAAUGCCAGACACGAUACCAAGGGCAUAAAAUCACCAAUAGGAUGAUCUGUGCAGGUCACAAGGAAGGAUGGAAGGAUGCCUGUAAGGGAGAUUCAGGGGGACCCCUGUCUUGUAAACACAACGAAGUCUGGCAUUUGGUGGGCAUCACGAGUUGGGGUGAAGGUUGUGGUCAAAAGGAACGGCCAGGCAUUUACACCAACGUCGUCAAGUAUGUGGACUGGAUUUUGGAGAAAACCCAAUCCGGAUGA
Molecule: messenger RNA, 1970 nt
Organism: Castor canadensis (American beaver)
Lineage: Eukaryota; Metazoa; Chordata; Mammalia; Rodentia; Castoridae
Gene: F11
Product: coagulation factor XI
Biological process (GO): proteolysis
Cellular component (GO): extracellular region
Molecular function (GO): protein binding; serine-type endopeptidase activity
Source: RefSeq, a predicted model, not a curated record